AUGAAAGCUUUCUUGCGUAUCAAUGUGCUUCAGUCUAGGGAGAGAAUACUGAAAGAGAGUUGGAUUGAAAGAUGUCUCAAUGAAAGUGAAAACAAACGUUAUUCCAGUCACACCUCUCUGGGGAAUGUUUCUAAUGAUGAAAAUGAGGAAAAAGAAAACAACAGAGCAUCCAAACCACACUCUACUCCAGCUACUCUGCAAUGGCUGGAGGAGAACUAUGAGAUUGCAGAAGGAGUUUGCAUUCCUCGAAGUGCUCUCUACAUGCAUUACUUGGAUUUCUGUGAGAAAAACGACACACAGCCUGUUAAUGCUGCCAGCUUUGGGAAGAUAAUAAGGCAACAAUUUCCACAAUUAACAACGAGAAGACUCGGAACUAGAGGCCAGUCUAAGUACCAUUAUUAUGGCAUUGCAGUGAAAGAGAACUCCCAGUAUUAUGACGUGAUGUAUUCUAAGAAAGGAGCAGCCUGGGUCAAUGAAACAGGAAAAAAAGAAGUAACCAAACAGACAGUGGCAUAUUCACCACGUUCCAAACUUGGAACAUUACUGCCAGAGUUUCCAAAUGUCAAAGAUCUAAAUCUGCCAGCCAGUUUGCCAGAGGAGAAGGUUUCUACCUUUAUUAUGAUGUACAGAACUCACUGUCAGCGGAUACUAGACACUGUAAUCAGAGCCAACUUUGAUGAGGUUCAAAGUUUUCUUCUGCACUUUUGGCAAGGGAUGCCACCUCACAUGCUACCUGUAUUGGGUUCUUCCACGGUUGUAAAUAUAGUUGGAGUUUGUGAUUCUAUAUUGUACAAAGCUAUUUCCGGAGUUCUGAUGCCAACAGUAUUGCAGGCAUUACCUGACAGCUUGACUCAGGUGAUCCGAAAGUUUGCAAAGCAGCUAGAUGAAUGGCUAAAAGUAGCUCUCCACGACCUGCCAGAAAACCUACGAAAUAUCAAGUUUGAGUUGUCCAGAAGAUUUUCUCAAAUUCUUCGGCGACAGACAUCAUUAAAUCAUCUCUGCCAGGCUUCAAGAACGGUGAUCCACAGUGCAGAUAUUACAUUCCAAAUGCUAGAGGACUGGAGGAAUGUGGAUCUGAACAGCAUUACCAAACAAACUCUCUACACCAUGGAGGACUCUCGUGAGGAGCACAGAAAGCUCAUCAUACAAUUGUAUCAAGAGUUUGAUCACCUUUUGGAGGAGCAGUCACCUAUUGAGUCAUACAUUGAGUGGUUGGAUUCCAUGGUGGACAGAUGCGUUGUGAAGGUAGCUGCCAAGAGACAAGGUUCUUUGAAGAAAGUAGCUCAGCAGUUCCUUUUGAUGUGGUCCUGUUUUGGCACUCGGGUGAUUCGAGACAUGACUUUGCACAGUGCACCCAGCUUUGGGUCCUUUCACCUUAUUCACUUGAUGUUUGAUGACUACGUAUUGUACCUGUUAGAAUCACUUCAUUGUCAGGAGAGAGCGAAUGAGCUUAUGAGGGCAAUGAAAGGAGAAGGAAGCACAGCAGACAUACAAGAAGAAAUAAUACUGACGGAACCAGCUCCUCCAACUCCCUCCCCAGUGCCAUUCUCCCCAGCUAAAUCUGUCACCUCAGUGGAAGUGCCCUCUGCACCCUCACCUGUUAGCAAUCAGUCCCCAGAGUAUGCUGGCAUAGCAACUACUACAGGAGCUAUGCAGUCCUACACAUGGUCCCUCACGUACACCGUGACAACAGCUGCUGGGUCACCUGCUGAAAACUCUCAACAGCUGCCCUGCAUGAGGAGUCCUCAUGUACCAUCUUCAUCUGUCACACACAGGAUACCUGUUUAUCCUCACAGAGAAGAGCAUGGAUAUACAGGAAGCUACAAUUAUGGCAGCUAUAGCAACCAGCACCCUCACCCAAUGCAGAGUCAGUAUCCAUCUCUACCACAUGAUACUGCCAUUUCUGGACCACUUCACUACUCAGCUUAUCACAGAAGCUCUUCACAGUAUCCUUUCAAUAGCCCAACAUCCAGGAUGGAGCCCUGUUUGAUGAGCAGUACCCCAAGACUGCAUCCAACCCCUGUAACUCCUCGCUGGCCAGAAGUCCCAUCAGCAAACUCAUGCUACACAAGUCCAACCGUGCACUCCACAAGAUACGGAAACUCUAGUGACAUGUACACUCCCUUGACCACUCGCAGAAAUUCUGAAUAUGAGCACAUGCAACACUUUCCUGGCUUUGCCUACAUCAAUGGAGAAGCCACUACAGGAUGGGCUAAAUGAAAAUGACUGGUAUAGCAUGGGCCCAUCUAUUUAAUAAAAACAUAAAAACUUUAUAUUACAUGAGACUUCACCUGGACAUUCUUUAAUUGACAUGAAGAUGGACUAGAUCCUGGAUGUCUUGGACUUGGACAUAUGGCAGACCAGUUUGACAGUAUUCCUGUAAGCAAACAAGAUUUAAUUGUUACUAUAAAGUAUCGUGCAGGCCAAGCUGUGCCUUUUUUAUAAAAUUCUGUCCAGUGGUUUUACUCUUUGUGUGGUGUCAGCUUCAAUGAGCCAUUUAUUCCCCCAUUGACAAAUGUUAACAAGACUUUAAAGAAUAGUGCCAGAGAGCAAUCUAUUUAUAAUUUGAAUUAAGGCAAAAAGCUUACUGUAAGCAAAGCUCUGGUACCUGCUCUUCAUUUAACCACUGCUGAAUUCUUUAAAGACAUUCUGCCAUGUCAUCACUUGUUCUUAACAAUUCCUCCUUUCAGCUCUUUAAAUGGUAUGCAUUUAUUAUAGGCUUCAGUUUACACAUAACAUUGUAUAUUGAUGCACCUUUCUGUUGAUCCAGUGUUAUCUUUACAAAAGAAGACGUGUAGCAUUGAAUUAUUCACUGCCUUAAGUUGACUAUUGUUCGUAUUAUAUAUGUAUUUGUUUUAAGUUUGCACAAUCUGGUUAAAUACAACUGCUCUGGUCAGUAACAGCAAGAUUAAGAAGGGACUUUAAGACUGGGGAGGUUUUGGACUCAGAGCCACAUAUGUUAAAUAUGAUACUAAGCAAUUAUGUAAAAGUGACAAUGCAAAACAAAUUACUCAUUUCAUUACCUAUUAACAGGUAUGAAAACUGGGUUCCUCUGAUUCCUUUAUAAAAUGAUAAUUCUAUACACUUCUACAAGAAACAAAAUUCAAAGCUGUGCCUUUGAACUUAUUCUGUACUGUGUAUGUGUGGAAAAAAAUGUAUUGUAUUUUUGGGAGAAUUUUCCUUAGACAUUUUCUGUGAGUUUUGUAGCUAUUUGUAAGUUUUUGUUAGAACUUAUUAACAUAGGUUUUCCUUCUGUAUUAUAAAAUGCACCAAGCAAUUAUGGUGGACCUAUUACCCUAUGGGUAAGAAAUAAAUAAAUGGAAAUAUGACAUCAGGCAUUUUAGUAAUUGUUUUGUAAAUAAAAUCUUUGAUAGCACCCAGUGUGAUGAUAACCAUGUUUAUGGCUAAAAUGGAAAUAAGUGUUAUUUGUACAGUUGUGCAAGAUAUAUGAAGGAUUUUCACACACAAAU
Alligator mississippiensis (American alligator) is the source of this 3470-nucleotide messenger RNA. RefSeq names its product regulatory factor X4 (gene RFX4). Lineage: Eukaryota; Metazoa; Chordata; Crocodylia; Alligatoridae. The transcript is spliced from 18 exons. The coding region runs from base 1 to 2220 and encodes 739 amino acids. Gene Ontology annotation, biological process: regulation of transcription by RNA polymerase II. The record is from RefSeq and is a predicted model, not a curated record. Gene Ontology annotation, molecular function: DNA-binding transcription factor activity, RNA polymerase II-specific; RNA polymerase II cis-regulatory region sequence-specific DNA binding.